This is a messenger RNA of Scaptodrosophila lebanonensis, 6875 nucleotides long. RefSeq lists its product as uncharacterized. The transcript has 7 exons. Gene Ontology annotation, molecular function: heparin binding. Gene Ontology annotation, cellular component: cell surface. NCBI's taxonomy places the organism in Eukaryota, Metazoa, Arthropoda, Insecta, Diptera, Drosophilidae. The record is from RefSeq and is a predicted model, not a curated record. Bases 111 to 6752 code for a protein of 2213 amino acids.
AACGUGCUGUAUGUCUCCGUUUUUGUUUAAUAUUAAAUUGUGUUUAAAGUGUUAACAGUGUUUAAGUAUGGUGUAUAGUGGAUAUAUUCCACAGAACUUGUAAAGUACGAAUGGAGACAAUGGGUAAUCACAGGAUUUGGCUGCUGUGCAUUUGUCUGAGCAUCUGUUGGCAAAACGGCGGCGCCAACAAAUCUGCACAGCGCGCCGAAAUUGCAAAAUUGCGAACCGAGCUGAGCGCCGCUCUAGAGGAAGAGCAGCCUGACCUGCAUGGCGUCAUUGUUCAGCCCACAUGGACAAAUACUGGAUCCAAAACGGCAGCGGUAGUCGACAGCAAAGUGGUCGUGGACAAGACAUCACUUAGCGAGACAUCUGCAUUGCGUAGCGAAAUAAAUAGCGCAGUGGCCUCCAAUUCAUAUGCUCGUGCCGAUCCUGGAAAUGCGGCGGAGGUCCGUGCGCUGGAGGCAGCGCUGUCGGGCAAGGGCAGCACACAGCAAGUGCCUAACUUAGGAAAGGCACACGACAAAAUGGAGCUAUUAGGUGGGAGCCAGCAAACAGACGAAAGAACAUCAACAAAUCAGCCCAAUGUGGUUGACUCUAAUGCCGCCGAAAUCAUUGGUGGGGAAGCGGAAAUCGAUUUGGCACAAUUGCAGCGCUUAGAGCUGUCUAAGCGGCGCACACGUGAAAUGCUUGUCUUGAAACGGAUUGUCGAGGAUUUCUCGUUCACGCUGGGUGCAGAUGUGGAACAGUGGGCGCAUGUGCAGCACAAUGGCAGCGGGUACUUUGUGGGUCGACGCCGGCAGGAUUUGGUCUUGCUCAGCAGCACCAAUAGCAGUGGGUACCAGCAGCUUCAGACACUGCCGUUGUCGGGGCCCGUGACCGCAAUGAUGACCUUUGAGCGCUGGGAUUCGAAAGCUCACCUGCAGGAGGGCGUAAUUCUGAUGGCCUUGGAGAGGCAGCUCUUUUGGUAUCGGUAUGAUGCAGUCACUGGCUAUUCGCUGCACUGGACCUGGCAGCUGGGGACUAACGUCACAAGCCUUGUGGCUUUUAUGGUGGAGAAUCGAGAGUAUCUGGCCUUAACUAAUAAUCAGAGCAUCAGCAUCUAUGGCUAUGACUUGGCCGCCGGCGAGUUCUGGAUAGAGCAGAGAUUGCAGCUUGGAGGCACUUGCACAGCGCUUGCUGUGCUUGACACGGGUCGGGACCUGUUGCUGGCGGUGGGGCGAGAGAACAAGACGUUGAUAUAUGCUUACAAUUCGCGUGUGUUCAGCAGCGAUGCAGGACUACGUUUCCGUCUGCGUCACAGCCUAGAGAGCCCCCAAAUUGGACACAUUGCUGCCUUCCAAAUGGGCGGUCGCAGCUAUCUAGCAUUGGGCGGACAACGACCGCAAAUAAUGCUUUAUUCGCAGGGCCAGCUUCACCCGCGCACCAUUCUCGGCCAGAAUUUCGGGGUUGUAGAGUUGUUUUUGCCAGUGCCUGUGCGCACAUAUCGAGAUGAUCUACUGCUCCUGGUGCAGCAUCGGGUCCAAUUUGAUACCCACCAUCUGGUUGUGCUGGAGACACUGGUGUGGAAUGGUGAUACCUUUGAGGCGAGUGUGCCAGCGCCUUGUGAGCUGGGCAGCCAAGUGGUGCACAUUGGCGUCGGUUGCAUGCUGGACAUACAACGGGAUGCUGGUCUGAAAGGGGCUGCCCUUCUCCGUCAGGGCGAUAUACCCCUUCUGCUGGUGCCGCGUCAUGAUGCGGAGUCGGGCCUGUUUCGUUUGUACACCGAGCUUUUGCCUCGCAACUCAGAACUGCAUGAUUUACAGGAAAUCUAUGAAUUCAUGCGUCAUUGGGUGAGCGAGCAGGAUGAGUUGGUUUUGGCCGCCCAGCAGUUAUUGGAGGCGUCCCAGCCACAAAAACACCUGAACUUUGACGAGGUGAACACGCCACUUCUGAUUGUUGUGGGCGCCGAAGUGCAGGCGCUGCACAUUAAUGAUGUACCCUGGACAGAGGCGGAUGUACGAAUGAAUGUGCAUUGGCUGCUGCAGCAACUGCGUCUACUCGAUCACGACCUUUUGGGGGAGGGCGCAACAGAACCAGAAUCUCGCUCUGGAUAUCGUUUCAAACGCCAACCUCAACUCUUUCCCUUUAACUAUGAAAGUCUGGAAUUUGACUUUGUUGAAGCUCAGGAGCUGCACGUGGAACAGUUCAAUAAUGAACUUUUUUAUGUACAGGAUUCCUCGCUCCAAUUUGAGGGCACCCUCAACGUCCAGCAGCUGGAAGUCUUGGAACCAAAGGAUGACAUAAUACCACGUACUGUAGAUGAAACAAAUACUACCACAACUCUCAAUUCUACGAUGGAACAUCUACAAAUAAAUGGUGACAUCAUCUGUGAAUACAUCAAUGAUAUACCUUGGUCAGAGUUCGUCAAACAGCUCGUGUGGCGUAACAAGGCACUAGAGCUUCCUCAACUGAAUGUGCAUGGCGCAGUUGUAUUCGAGCAAUCCUUGGAGGUAAGCACGCUCAAUAAACUGAGCUUUCCGGGUGAUUAUCUCUGGUCCAAUGCGAACAUCACUUCGAUUGUGGCGGCACCCAAGACAUUCACUCAGACACUAUCUGUUAAUGCUGUGGACACUGAUGGUUUAAUUAACGGCGUAAAUCCACUCGAUGCCAUCACCUUGAGGGAUGCGCAAGACUGGCCGGGCGUAGUCACAUUCACACAGCUGGAAGUGUCUAGGGAGCUCGAUCUUCAUGGCAGUGCACAGGGACGUCAAAUCGAACAGGCGCCAACGAAUCCCACACUGGCCGAGACGCAUCUCAUCCAAGCGGCCUGCCACUUUUCACAACUCGUUGUCAAUGGAAACCUCAUAUUGCAGGGUAGAUUCGACAACGAUAGCUUCGACUCCCUAAUUGGCGACAUUGCCCAACGGCCAAGGGAUCCAGCAGCGGAAUUAGUCAUACCUUCAGUCAAACGGUUCUCGCAACUGGUGUUGCCAGUGGAUACACAUGUCCAGGAUGGCGCUAUCAGUUGCAUACCAAUUGAACAAUUUGUGACCAAACACACGCCACAGACCCUGCACAAUCUAACGCAUCUGGCGGGCUACAUUUAUUUCCAUAGUCUGAAGCUAAGUGGAUUCUAUGAUGGUGUCGAUCUGGGCCAGCUAUUACAACAGGCUUUACGUAUUGAUGAACCACAGGAUGCGCCCGACACACAAUUACAUUUCGUGAAUGGUGGAGAACUGUGGUUGGCACCACCAGUCGAUGUCAAACUUCGAGUGACGCAUACCCUCAACGACGUACCUCUGGCGACGGGCUAUCAAAUGUUGCAUGAGACCAUCUACAUGGAGGAGGCGCAGUUUGAAAAUCUCUCGACUGAUGUCUUAGAUGUGGCCGGCGGAGUGCAGGGAAAGGGUAUGCUCAAUGGUCGCAAUAUUAGCGACCACACACACGAUACCAAUAGUAACUGGACAGGCAAUCUUCAUGUGCAAGAUCUCAUCCUGCCGCAGGGUGUGCGAGCCGAGAAACUACACGGCAUUAACUCCACUCGCCUGCUCGGCUUGCUACAGCAGCUGGACGAGCUUCCGCUGCUCAUACUCUCCGGUCAGUUGCAGGUAGAUCGUAUUAUCGUCAGUGGUGAUGUGCAGGUGAGCGGUGCACUCAAUGGCCAGAAUUUUGAGCAGCUACUGGGUGAUGUGGUUUGGCUGAAUCGGCCCAACGAUUUGCGUACGCGCUGGACGUUUGGGCAGCCUCCAAUCUUUGCUAAAAAUUUGCAAGUGCUUGGUACCUUCAAUGAACGGCUUUUUCCCGAGCUAGUGGCGGAUAUUGUAUUUCGUUCAAAUGACUCCAUCGUUAUUGAGGGCACAAAGAGCUUUGUGCAACCACUCCGCGUUCUCGAUCAGCUUCAACUGGAGGCUCUUAAUGGCGUACCUUGUAAAUAUUUAGCAAAUAAAGUGCAGCCCAUAGAGUUUUCCGGUACGUUGCGCAUUCCUGGCCGCCUCUAUGUCGGACAACUUGAGGUGGAAGGCACUCUUAAUGGCUAUGAUGUGAACAAACUGGAGAAACUGCUGCGCUGGGAUCCCCAUAUGAAGGCCUAUGUACACCGCGGCGUUGUCCGCAUAGCCCCACAGCAUUCCCUAAACGACAUCACAGUAUAUGGUCAUUGGGGGCAUCGCAAUGAUGCCCCACUGAUGCAGUUCUUCGAGGAGCUGUUGUACAAAAACCAGCCUGUAUUGCUUCUGGAGGGGGAAAAGAACUUUACGGGGCGUGUGAGCAUAAGAGGGGGCGCUCAAAUUGGUGAGCUCAAUGGCUUAAAACUGGACGAUCUGCUGCAUCAGCUGAUAUUCAUAAAUGAGGGUGCUUACGAAGGACGGAUGAUAACUGUGCAUACUCCAGUCUACUUUAAGGCGCCCGUGGUGAUGGAAGAACUGCUCAUCAAGGAUCGCUUGGUGUUGGGACAAUCCCUGCUGAAUGGCUGCAAUAUGAGUGACUGGCUGCGUGACACAUUGCGCGUAGAUCGUGACUGGCAAACGGAACAACCACUUUUAUUUGCACCCGGAUCGUUGGAUAACAAUGCGUUGAACGUGCGUCGUGUAAACGGCUUGGAUCUGGCUUGUGUUGUCACACUGCACACGGAACAGAAACUCAAUGUGCCGCUGCUUCUCCUGGAGGAACUGUAUGUGGAUGGCCACAUAAACGUACGGGGACUGGUUAACGAGUUGAACUUGUCCGAGGAAUAUGCCAAUACAUUGAUGAAAAAUCCAACUCAUGCUCAAACAGUGAGUACGCCACUGCUCAUGCAGUCGCUUCACGUGACUGGUGCUCUGCACGUGCCCGUGCCUGUCAAUGGGGAUCCCAAUCUCAAUUUGAGCGAUGUGGCCAGUUUGUCGGAGCCAAAGCUGCGAUUGCGAACGCCGCUCUACUUUGCCAGAAUCCAUACUCCCCAUCUGCAAACUUCUCAUCACAUUUCGGGUAUCGAUUUCAAACACUGGCACCAAAACAGCCUAUGGGCUCGUGGGCGACCCAUGCAGUACAUUACCGGUAACUGGAGCGUGGGGGAACUGCUAGUGCGUCAGCCACCAGCAGUGCCGUCGGGUCAGAUUCCUGAACAUAGUCUCUAUCGAAGACGCACGGCCAUGGAUGAGUUUCAGGCAUUGUGCGAGCGCUUUAAGAACAUUUUCCAGUGGCUACGUUUCCCCUACCAUGUGCAACGAUUGGAACGACGCUUUGUACUGUCACUGAAACCGGAACAGAAGGACAUAAGACGCAUCUUUGAAAUGAAAGCGCCCGUAAAGGAGGGCUCAAGCUAUUUGCUCAUCAAUGAACGGGGCUGCUGGACGCGGGUCUAUCGUUGGAAUGGCACACUUUAUAUUCCAGCCGGUAGUUUUGAAAGUGGGCCGGUAGACGAUGUAUAUGCGCUCGAGGUGGAGAAUAAUGCGAGCUCCACAAACGGGCAGUGGCACUUUAUGACCAGCUUUGAGUUCGAUGGAGACGAGACACAGCAAUUACUUAACUGCAGCUCCCCAACCAACCUAAACUCCUGGCGCACAACCGCUGAAAGCGUAGAGUUAAUGAAUCUGCCAGCAAGUCUGCUCAAAAAUCUACAACAACAGCGGCAGGCCCAACAACGUCUAAUGCCCGUCAGCUAUCCGCGAGCCUUAAAGUAUUUGAGCCGACCGAACACGGACUCUGUGUUGCGGCCACAUUUACAGGCUCCGUCAGCACUAAGCUAUGAGGAUUAUCACUCAUUGCUCAGCCACCUGCUGGAGGAUCUCAGCUUUCGACUGCACACUGAAGUGAACAUCACCCAGCUAAGCAUACCCGAGAGUGAUCUCUUCGAUGAGCAUCUGGUAGAAGAUUUCCUUGCAGUGAUGCAGUCGCUGCAGACGCAGCAGCUCUACGAUCCCAAAAGUUUUCUAUCGGUCGCCCCGGAGACACUGCAGCUGCCCGACAAUCCAGCACGUGUUCUUGCCGCACGCAGCGUACAGCUUAUAUGGCCAGUAAUUGUCGAGUUGGAGGCACUGCACGGCAAACUGCCGACCAAUGCCACGCAUGCGCAUGACUUGUGCGUGCAGCUGAAACGCAGCCUCGGACUCAGUGUUCGCGAUGUGCUGCUUAUUGCCAACAGAAAGAAAGGGGACACCAAGCCAGUGUCAGAGGAUUACACGCCACAGCUGCAUGCCGUAAUAGCUCGUCUACGGCAACUUCAGCAGCAUCUACAGCAACUGAUGCAGCCGGAAAAGGAAGAGCAGGAGGAGGGGGAGGAAAUGAUGGCAGCUGCAAGCAAUCAGGACGAGACUAUGUCCGUGAUGAUUACAGCAGCUCCCUUACAAACGAUCCGUCUCGUUGUGGGGGAUGCCAGGCGACCACGGCUACUAUAUGCACGCCUCACAAUUGCCACAAAACCACCGGUGGUACCAUCUACUGCACCACCGGCGCACAUACAACUGCACUACGCCAAUGGAACCCUGUUCCAGUCUUUGGCCGCAGCCCAUACAGCCCGUCAACUGACAGCCCUACGGGUGCGCGAUCAAACGCUCCUGGCCUUUGCCGAGAACUGCUGCCGUGUCCGGGUCUUCAUUUACCGCGGUGUCCAGGGCUUUGUAUCCUUUGCUGACUUUACUGUCGAACAGCCGAUUGUGGAGCUGCUGACCAUGCGGCUACCUCUAAGGAGACCCCCGGGCGCGAUGUAUGCGCUGGCCGUGGCACAUCCCCGCCAAAUCGUAUUCUACGAAUUGGUAAUUAUGGGCCUCCUCGAGCCCUGGAUGCAAUGCACAUAGCCGUAGCGUUUUGUUUUUACUGUUAAUCUUUUUGUUAUUUUCUUGUUAUGUAUCUACACAUUGUUAAGUUUAAUUUCUUAAUUAUAGUAUAGUAUGAUUUACUACCGUCUAUUCCUUCAAAAA